Caenorhabditis briggsae is the source of this 1482-nucleotide messenger RNA. The transcript is spliced from 9 exons. Gene Ontology annotation, cellular component: Golgi membrane; endoplasmic reticulum membrane. Gene Ontology annotation, molecular function: protein binding; ceramide cholinephosphotransferase activity; sphingomyelin synthase activity. NCBI's taxonomy places the organism in Eukaryota, Metazoa, Nematoda, Chromadorea, Rhabditida, Rhabditidae. The record is from RefSeq and is a predicted model, not a curated record. Gene Ontology annotation, biological process: ceramide biosynthetic process. Bases 1 to 1482 code for a protein of 493 amino acids.
AUGUUGGAUGCAAAACCGCUUCCAGCCGAUCCGAACGAUUGGCGUUGUGAGGAUGUGGCAGUUUGGUUGCGGAAAAUCGGAAUGACAAAGUAUGCAGAUUUGAUUGCAAUGAAACAUAAAGUCGACGGCAAGUGUCUUCUCGCUCUCACGGACACAGACCUCAAGGACCCUCCUGUCUCAAUCAAUUGCCUUGGAGACAUCAAGAAGAUCUUGUUUGGAAUUAAGACGCUCAAUGAGAAAGUCUUGGAAAUUGGAACUUCAGCUGUAUCCAACUCUCAUCAUCGGCCUCAAUCCAAUGGAAACGCGUGGAAAAACCAGAAAGACGGGUUGCUUGUCGAGUACAACGAACAAAACCAUUUGUCGAUUUCUGGAGAGGAUGUCGUCACAACCACUCGUCGAGCGGAAAUUGUGCAAGACGAAGAGACGUUGCUGGAUACGCUUGCAAAGUCAACAGAUGGCACGUCGACGGUUCAGCUGAUUUCGAGAGAGGAGAUUAUCAGACAAGUCGAGAGACCAGACACGUACUUCAAGUCUGUCGCCAAACUUUUGAUCGCAUUUGCCUACUCGUCUCUUUCGUUUUUGAUGACGUCUUUUGUGAUGGUUCUGGUUCAUGACAGAGUUCCAGACACAAAAACCUAUCCACCACUUCCGGACAUCGUGCUCGACAACGUUCCACACAUUCCAUGGGCAUUCGACAUGUGUGAGACGAUUGGUCUGGUUCUUGCAAUCGUUUGGUUCACGGUGCUCUUCUUCCACAACGAGAGAGUGAUUAUUGCUCGUCGAAUGUUCUCGCUUCUGGGAACUGUGUUCCUUUUGCGUUGUUUCACUAUGCUGAUCACGUCGUUGUCGGUGCCAGGGAUUCAUUUGCAGUGCGAGGCUAGGCCCAACACCACGAUGCAAGAAAAACUGCACAAAGCGUUCCACAUCUGGAGCAACCUUGGAAUGUCACUGCACGGAGUGAGAAGCUGUGGAGACUACAUGUUCAGUGGACACACCACCGUCAUCACGAUGAUCUCUCAUUUUAUCACCGAAUACACCCCUGCCGACUGGACCGGACUCCAUACAUUCACAUGGGUACUCAACUGCUUCGCAAUCUUCCUCAUCCUUGCUGCACAUGAGCAUUACAGCAUUGACGUCUUCAUUGCAUUCUACAUCAGCUCCCGCAUGUUUUUGUACUACCACGCCUACGCCUACAAUCAUGCCGGUAUCACCGCCACCGACUACCGAAUGCGGACCUGGUUCCCGUUGGGAUGGUUCUUCGAGUAUGGGUCGCAGGGAAAGGUUGAGAACGAGUUCAGUCUCCCGUUCAGCAUCCGUAUUCCUCGUCGAAUUUUUUUCGCCAAGACUGAAAAGCCAACUCCAAAGCCAAUUUCUCCAAAACUGACGGAGACCAAUCGCAAAAAGUCUUCAGUCGUUUCCCCCAAGCAGAAUGGAAACGGAAACUGCAAAAAUCACAAUAGCCACUCCAAAAAGCACAAUUAG